Molecule: messenger RNA, 1194 nt
Organism: Neoarthrinium moseri
Lineage: Eukaryota; Fungi; Ascomycota; Sordariomycetes; Amphisphaeriales; Apiosporaceae
Exons: 1
Coding region: 1-1194 (397 amino acids)
Biological process (GO): regulation of DNA-templated transcription
Cellular component (GO): nucleus
Molecular function (GO): DNA-binding transcription factor activity, RNA polymerase II-specific; transcription cis-regulatory region binding; zinc ion binding
Source: RefSeq, a predicted model, not a curated record
AUGUCUGGCAACUUCUCGUCCAGGGCUCCCUGGAAGCGCUCGGCCUGUGACCGCUGCCGCGCGCAGAAAUUGCGAUGUCACCGUGACGAAGACCAAUCUCCUGACACCUGUCUUAGAUGCUUGAAGUCGCAAGUGAAGUGUUUUACCAGCAAGGCGCGGCCAACCGGUCGCCCUCCCUCACGCCAGCCUACCAGGGUCGAGCAGAACGAUAACAAUUCUCUCCACACCGCUACCUCCGAGAGCGGUGCUGACAUGAAUAUGGUGGACUACGACAUGUCCCUAGACACCUUUCUGGACAGCAUUGGGAUGCAGCAUACUGAUUUUGGUACGAGUGACGAGUUGCUUGAUAGCGCCUCUCCUCCUCAUUCCGCACCAUCAAUAGUGCCACCACCGGCACUAGGGGAUCCCGGCCCCUCUCAGCAUCCUUACCAAUAUAGUAUACCUAAGAUGGAUCCUACGACGCACGGUCGUGUAGAAGAUGCGGGCUGUCUACUUUCGAAAUUACACUAUGAACUCUCUGAACAGCUAUACUACAUUAGAUCGGUACCAUGGGACGUCAAAAGCGCCUUACUCCUGACUUUCUCCCACAAGAGCAAUACCGAAGAGACGGAAAUCUCUGAGCCGCACCCCCUUGUCCAAGUGUCGAAGGCAUCAACAGAGCUAGAAAAUUUGCUGACAGGUCUUCGACUACCGGCGUCUACGGACCAUACGAGCCCCACAUUUUCAUACUCGCCAUCCUUCUCACCACGCAUAAGCACGACCCAGCUCCUUACGGCCCUGUCUUGCUACAUACAGAUCGUGUCUAUCUACGACAUAAUAUUUUCCAAGGUCUUAGACUAUCUGACGAAAAAUGCAAGGGCUUCGACUCCAUUCCAAGCGCCUGCUCCCAAAAUGUACUUGGGAGGUCUGCCGAUACCUUUAUACCAGACUCUCCCCGGCAGUCUUCUUGUUCAUUUAACAGAGCACCAACUACAGCCCAUCGAACAGCUCAUGGGCCUACCUGAGCACUACAGAGUUUCUUCAAAAUCCAACGAGAGCAGCAAUGGCGGAGAUAUGGGGCUAUUUCGGGGCCAACAUAGCCAACCUCUGCUGGUUGCUGUAAUUCAACUAGGUGAAGACGGAGAUGGCAAUCAUGAUGGCAUAAGAUCUAUUCGGUCUUUGAAGGUGAAAAUGCGACAGAUCAAAGAUUUUUAG